Molecule: messenger RNA, 5073 nt
Organism: Agrilus planipennis (emerald ash borer)
Lineage: Eukaryota; Metazoa; Arthropoda; Insecta; Coleoptera; Buprestidae
Product: irregular chiasm C-roughest protein
Exons: 9
Coding region: 721-3150 (809 amino acids)
Biological process (GO): cell-cell adhesion
Cellular component (GO): cell-cell junction
Molecular function (GO): cell adhesion molecule binding
Source: RefSeq, a predicted model, not a curated record
GAGUCCUUCCUUAUCUGACGCGAUUGAUCGCGGCUCGGUCGUUCUCUGUCGUCGGUGCGGUAGUUCGUUGUGGUAGUAGGUUUACGGUAGUGACGACGGAGAGAGGACGAAUCGGUUGUCGGCGAGAGCGACAAGGACGCCGACGACUUGUUUGCAGCAGCAGCAGGAAGCGUGCAAGCGAAGCAGGGACCGCUGCGUAUACCGCUGCGUCGAUUUAGUUUCUCCUGUGCGCUGGAGCGUCGUGUUAGCCUGGCUUGGUUGUCCCCGGCGCCCCUGUCUGUCGAUAUUUUCCAUUCUUAACACGAAGACCCCCGGACAAAGUGCGAUACCGACGUCGACGAUGAUUAAUAUUAAUAACAACAGUAAAAAACGCUACAACAUCGCAAAAUAGAGUCGAGUGCUUCUAAUCCUGAAAUAAUACAGAUACAGACGUUGCGUUCUUCUUCCGUCUUCAUCCCCUGCAAUUUUUUUUUGACGGCGUGAAACAAGUGCCGCUAUAGCGAGCGAGUGUUAGUUUGUUUGCUGAUUUAUUUCGGAUCUGGAUUUUGUGAAGUACCUAUAGCAUUUUUUUUAAAAAACGUGAAUGUUGUGCACCCGAAAUGACGACGCGUCGCCGUCUCCUCGUUGUCGCCGACGUCUUCUAAAUCCCAAACAGAAACGAUUUGCUUAUUAUUAUUGCUUCUCCUGCUGACGGUGGUGUUUUAAGGAUAAUCCCCAAAAAUGAUUAUAAGGAAAGAUAAUCUUAUAAUUAUUUGGCUGUGUGUUCUCUCGUCGGUGAUGGGGUACGAAGAACAAAAGUUCGCGAUGGAACCCCAAGAUCAGACGGCGGUGGUUGGUUCCCGGGUUACCCUACCGUGUCGGGUAACCGGUAAGUCGGGAAUUUUGCAAUGGACCAAAGACGAUUUUGGACUGGGAACGCACAGAAAUCUGAGCGGAUUCGAUCGAUAUACGAUGAUAGGAAGCGACGAAGAAGGUGAUUUUUCUUUGGACAUCUACCCGGUGAUGUUGGACGACGAUGCACGUUAUCAGUGUCAGGUGUCACCGGGUCCGCUGGGUCAGCCGGGCAUUCGGAGCAAAUUUGCCACGUUGACGGUGUACGUUCCGCCCGAUCCUCCCCGAAUAGUCCAGGGGAAGCACCUGAUCACGACGGAGGACCGGGAAAUAGAACUCGAAUGCAUAAGCUACGGUGGGAAGCCUGCAGCUGAAAUAACUUGGAUUGACGGACAUGGUAACGUGCUGACCGAUGGCAUCGAAUACAUCGUCGAAGAAUUGUCCGAUGGCAGAAGAUUCACGGCGAAAUCUAUACUCAAACUUACGCCGAAAAAAGAACAUCACAACACCACGUUUACGUGCCAAGCACAGAAUACGGCAGAGAGGACGCAUCGAUCUGCAAAACUUUCUCUAGAGGUGAAAUACGCUCCGAAAGUGACGGUGUCAAUUGUGUCGGAAACGUCGUCGAAUGGCAGAAUAUUAGAAGGUAGCGAUGUGAGGUUGAAAUGUAACGCGGACGCAAAUCCCCCGGAUCUCACGUACAGGUGGUUUUUAAACGACGAGCUCGUCGUAGGCGAUUACACCACCGAACUACUCUUACACAACGUCACGCGAAAGUACCACGAUUCCAUGGUCAAAUGCGAGGUCCACAAUCCGGUCGGUAAAAGCGAAGAGAGCGAAACUUUGGACAUUAGCUAUGCUCCAUACUUUCGAAAUAAACCAAAGUCAGUGCAGGCCGAUUUAGGAAGUACAAAGACUAUUACGUGUGAUGUGGACGGUAAUCCUCUGCCGGAAAUAACGUGGAUAAAGGAAGACACGAACGAGGUGGUCAGCAACAACCCCAACUUAACAGUAAAAGUAGAGAGAAAAACUGCAGGACGAUAUCUUUGCAAGGCGCACAUCCCAGGAUUUCCCGAUGUCGAAGCAAGUGCCGCCAUCUACCUCAAGGGUCCUCCGAAUAUCAUAAGUCGUAGGACCCAGUUUGGUAUAGAAGGCGAUAAUGUACGUGUUGAGUGUACCGCUUAUUCUGUCCCUGCGGCAGAUCACGUCAUUUGGACGUUUAACGGGAAAGAAGUGGACGUACACGAUCAGGACUUCUCCAUCCUCGAGGACCCCAUCCCGGAGGGCAUCAAGUCCACCCUGAUCAUCAGGGAGUCGCAGGGCAGACACUUCGGUAACUACAAUUGCACGGUGUCGAAUGCUUACGGAACGGACGUGGUCGAAAUCAAUUUGAUACCGCAAAAAAACUUCCCAAUACUUAUCGUGAUUGUGGGCGUCGUCGGGGCCAUCAUAGUUCUCGUCAUUGUCGUCAUGAUCGUCUUCCUUUGCCAAAGACAGGGAAACAAGAAAUCUCAGCCUGAUGGAGAAAAUAACACAAUGGAGAAGCAGUGCAAAGAGUCGGAUAGAAGUUCCAACAUUUCCGAUCUUAAAAUAGAUCUGAGGACGGGAUCUUCGGUCAGUAACGUCCAUUGUGACGAUUAUGUGCCGGGAAUCGAAUCAGAAACGGGCAGCGAAUCGGUUAUAACAAGAAUAGGGGUUCCAUUGGCAGGACCGGUGGCUAUUUCGAACCAGGACAUUUACAGGUACUCGGCGGAUUAUACGGAUGCCAAUUUUGCCUCAAAAGACGGGCAAAACAAUAACGGUUACGUACCGUAUGUCGAUUACGCUCGAGAUUACAACCCUCCAAUGCCUCAACCUCCUCCCAUGGAAUCAUCAGAGAGCUUACAGUCCAGAGCGCUCCAAUUAAACGCCAUGCAAGCCCCUCAUUACACAAUCUCGUCCACCAUAACACUAAACGACCUUAACAGUAGCAGCAUUCCUAACGGACACACGACAAUGGGGGGCUCCAUAGAUCCCCGUUACAGUGCGGCCUACGGAAACCCCUAUUUGAGGAGUUCUAGCGUCGGCUUGCCCACGCCAAAUACCGCGAAUCCGGUGGCCACACCGGCGCCCCCGCCCUAUUCAAGGGACACAUCCUCCACCUCCCGUACCUUAGUGAACUGUAGUAAUGCCGCGAUGAACAUUUGUGCGGGCAGUGCAGCAGCGAACGGUGUUGCGGUCACGGCGGCUACCCCCCAGCUGACACGACUGCCGAACUCGCCCACCAAUCACCAGUACAUAACGACGACGAAGAGGGGGGCGUUAGCGACGCACGUGUGAGAAGCGGCCCUCGUCGAAACGACGAACACGAAAAGACUGACGUUUGUAAUUAUUUAAAUUGAAGUUUCGAACGACGAAUUUUUAUAGUAACGUUUCGAUUUUUUAUGCAGGAAUAGUAGUUAGAAAGCAGAAGAAGUAGUAACGUAGAGAAUGGCCUCCUCCGAAGUCGCCCAGAGGUAGGUGACGAGGCCAUAGUAAAGGAUAAUAAUCCCCCUGUUAGGACAAUUUUUUCAAAUUAAAUAAUAAUGGAAGAGUUUGCCCGUCUGUAGGAACGAAACAUUUGUCAGUAGAACGUUGUUUGGAUAAUGAACAAACGAAAUUAAGUUCUUCCUGCUACCGUCUGAUAUCCUCUAGGUCCCAGGUGAGUCUCGUAUCCUAUUUACCACAUCUCCUUCGUUCUACGCGUAAUGUGUAUUACACAGUUAUCCACGAACGGCUACUGACUUCGGAUGAAGCUAAUUUAGAGACACGGCGUCUCGUUUACCGGCCUACAGAUAAUCGCAGUCUGGCAAAAUAAUGUAUAUGUGAUAUUGUGAAUAUUUAACGUAAUUAUUUCUUUUGUGUGCAAAGUUAUUCUGACCUAUAAACAUAUUAUACCAUUCAUGGGUGUAUAGAAAUCGAGGAGAAGGGAGAUCUGCUCAAUUAUUAUUUCAACUACAAACAGGCUGUAGGUGGCCAGGCGCCGCCCAUAUUGUAACUUAAACCGUGUCCACAUUCCUGUAGUAGCUUAUCCUCCAUCGAACUGCUCUUUUUAUACUCAUACGGAUGAGAUUUACUUCUAUUAGAUAGGUAUCCCAACUUGUUAGAUAAAUUUCAAUCACUUGAUUAAGUUUAUACCCCUACUCAGUUUGUUUAGUUAAAAUUAAUCACACUUCGUUUAUAACCUGUGAUACUUUAUCUCCCCCCCUCCACACACGUCAAUAAUCCCUUUUCAUUGUCUAAAUAUUAUUUUUGUGUGCAAUUUUAAUUUUUAUUAUUCCAUUACGAAGUAAUCGUAUUGCCACAAAAUGGUUAGUCAAUUAGAAGCAAAGAGAAAUUAAGUGAAAGACCUUUGGUAACAAUAUAGGCUUUCACGCCCGAUACUGUUUGAGUUACUAGGUUUACAUUGUCCUGGCUGUGUAGCGUUGUCCAAUAGGAUACAUAAUGUAUCCAACCUUUAUCCUGCUGGACCACGGCUACAUAGCCCGGACGAUGUAAAUAUCUUAACUUAUUGUCAGAAGAUGAAAAAGCUUUUGUUGCGACUACCAUUCAGAUGACGUUAAUGGCACGCGUCCAUCUAAAUCAUGGUUAAUACUUAAUGUACAUAUCAAUUAACUAUAUACAUAUACAAAGAAGAUAUUAAAGAUACCGUUUUGUCAGUUGAAGUAAAUAAGUAAGAUGAUGAUACAAAAAAAAAUAGGCUGCCCAUGUUCGGCUACGAUUACUUAAUAAACACACGCGUAACUUUCACCCAACACAAACGAUUAGAAGGUUAGUGAUGGAAAAGGAAUUCCAAAUAAUUAUUAAACUUGAUGAGCUACGAGAACAAAUAUUUUUAUUACCGCUAUUCUCAUCAUCAUCGUCAUCGUCAUAAUCAUCCUUUUUAUUAUUCUUAUUAAAUUGUUGAUGCAAUUAUUGUGAUUUGUGUACGUUUUUAAACUCUAUACAUUAUAUACACAUAUAAGUAUAUACAUACAUAUAUUUACCAAACAUAGGAAAGAAGUAUCUAAUCGAUUUAUGAUCAUUAUUGUGUCAAUUAAACCGUGUAUAAAUCGAUAACGAUUUUAAUAAGGAAAUGUUGGUUUCUUCGCAAAAUUGUUGUACUUACGUACCUAUCGUACUUAUAAAUAAUAUUAUUAUUAUUAUUAUCACCUCGGAAGUGAAUCAAUAAGUUUUUAUACAAGCUUCGAUUAAAAUAGUAGAUAACAAUUAAAAAUAAAAAAG